Stomoxys calcitrans (stable fly) is the source of this 1150-nucleotide messenger RNA. RefSeq names its product dnaJ homolog subfamily C member 8. The record is from RefSeq and is a predicted model, not a curated record. Gene Ontology annotation, cellular component: nucleus. The transcript has 4 exons. Bases 22 to 768 code for a protein of 248 amino acids. Lineage: Eukaryota; Metazoa; Arthropoda; Insecta; Diptera; Muscidae.
AAACAAAACCCCACAGACACUAUGUCCUCGGAACAGCUUCCCACGACAUCAAAGGAGUCAUUUGACGACUUCUAUACAGAAGUUAAAGAAAUUGAAAAACGUGAUUCCGUUUUAACAUCUACUCAACAAAUUGAUCGUUUACUUCGUCCAGGUUCAACAUACUUCAAUCUCAACCCCUUCGAAGUGCUGCAAAUUGAACCCGAUAUACCAAUUGAUCAGAUCAAGAAACGCUAUCGUCAACUCUCGAUAUUAGUUCACCCGGAUAAAAAUCAAGACGACAAGGAAAGGGCCCAGACUGCUUUCGAAAUCAUCAACCGGGCAUGGAAGAUUUUAGAAAAUGAUUUGACUCGCAAGAAAUGUCUAGAUGUCUAUGAAGAGGCUAAGGAAAGAACAGAUCACAUGAUUGCUGAAAAACGCAAAAAGAUUAAAAAGGAAAAUCGUUUUGAGACUAUACCUGAAGAUGAUCCUGCUAAAUACAAACAUGCUGUAUAUGUUAUGGUGAUGAAACUCUUUGCGGACAUGGAACGUCGCAGACAACAACUGGAUCAACGGGACCAAGAAGAGCGUAAACGUAAGCGUGAAACGGAAAUCGAAGAGGAGGAAAGACUCAAGGCCGACAAAGAGUGGCAAAAGAAUUUCGAAGAGUCACGGCAAAGUCGAGUAAAUAGUUGGCAUGAUUUCCAGUCGGGUAAAUCGAAGAAAGCCAAAAAACAAAAGCGUAUGCAAGGUCUUAUGGUACCACCGAAAUUUAAACCUGAAUCCCGAUAAGUCAAGUCACAGGAGGAUGCAGUGAAUUGAAUGCAACGGAGUAUCUUUGUUGUCAGUCGGCGUCUUCUGUUUUGUUAUAUAGAUUUUAUACAACUGUCUUUUUUGGAAAAGUAUUUUCCUGACUACAAAUUUUUUCAUAACACGUACACACAUCUAAUUUAAGAUACAUAAUUUCUUAAGUAACGUACACGCAUAUUAAUAUACAUAUACAUACCUAUAUAUAUAUUGUAUUACUUGUACUAAAAGUUAAUAAUGAUACAUUUUCAAAAACGAAUAAAAUGACAAGAUGAAAACCACACUUAUAACGCUCGUAAAUGAAAAUAAUUUCUAUUCAUUUUAUUUUAAAUGGAAUGAAAUAAAUAAAACGAAAACAAACAUUUUA